UGUGGCGAUCGCUAGAACUUGAGAGUGUGCGCGGCCUGCAGGGCCUGUUCAACAGCGGUGCAACGGCAACAGUUCCGGCCAUCCCGGCGAUGCCCGCCGUUCCGCUGCUGCCGCUACAUUAUUAUAUGCCGCUACCAUAGAGAAAGCCGCUACCCUCGACCAGCAGCUUCACCAGGCUUCACUCCGCCAACUCGCCUCGCUCCGCUGUCUUGAGUCUGUGCUUGGCAAUCAAGAGGUAGUGAAAAUUGGUUGUAGCAUUGCCUCCUCUAUGCUUUAGCUAUCCAGUGCCUCUAUGCUUUAGGUAUCCAGUGGUUCUGCGCGACGAACAAUCGCACAGGUGUUGUCUGCAAUUUUUUCUGCUGUGGUAACGGUGUGGACGUUGGCAAACAUGACAAGUUCGACUCAGCGACACAUCAAACCAUCCUUGGACGACUUACCUAAACGCUUUGUGGUGGCCAUGAAGACUUUAUUUGAUAUUAUGGACGAUCAGAAGGCUGGUCACAUCAAUAUCAAGGAUAUAGAGGCACGCUGGGCAAGUCGUCGCGACGACAAUACAUCUUCGGUUGUUCCUAGUGGCGUGAUCGAGUCCCUGCAGAAGGUCACUCCGCCGAAUGGUCAGCUGACGUUCGAGCGCUUUUGUGCUGGGCUAAAGAUCUGCUUGCUCCGUCAUCGGGUGUCGAACCACCGCCAGCCUGCCCAGCAGGGCGUUCUGCAAAGACAUCGCAGCGUCAUGCCGCCCGCACCGCCACAAACUCUGGGUCAGGUCACCGAACCUAGAGGACGGCCUUCGUCCGUGCCGCUCCCUGACCGUGUCGAAAGGUCAAACGGGCAAGGAAAUGCCCUUUCAAAGCCUUCGGCCAAGGUUUACGGUGGCUCAGACCGGUCCCUUAAUAAGUUGUCGGCAGUUCGGCCGCCUUCCAACACGGCGACGGUACGGCCCGGUGUUGUGGCCACGCACCAGAGAUCCGUAAGUGUGCCGCACCUCCAAAACACGACGGGUGCCGAGCCGCCAAGGAUGUCUAGCGAUCCACGUCGGGCCCCCACGAAUGCUCGGGAGUUGCCAAGCAAGCUAAGGGGUUAUCGCAGUGACAACAGGCUGCACCACGGGCCUCAGCAAGCUUCGGCGGAGCCCUCGGGGAUAUUGAGAUUCAGCCGGGUACGCAGCAAAACUCCCGAUUUGAGUUCCGAGCUGGCCAAGAGUCAACCAACGCAGGCCCACAGGCGCAAUCCGGAUGCACUAAAGGAGAACAAAAACCCUGAGCAGGGCCCUGACGAUAACGCGAGCUCAUGCAAAGCGAAAAGUGUUCUGCCAGCUGCACCAGCUCACACAGCAACACCAGAGCGCAAGUUUCCGAAGAAGAAAGAACCGCGUAGGCACACACUUGGUCACGGAAUAGAGUAUAACAUGCUGCGGCGUAUGAAGCAACUAGAGCAUGAAAAGGAUGCACUCCAACAAGGUCUGCAGGCCAUAGAGCAAGCUAGAGAGUGGUACCAACAGCGCAUCAGUGCUGUUCAGGAAAAAAUCCAGCAAGCUGGAAAGUGUCAUGCAACACCAGAGUAUUCCAUGGAUGCCCAAGAUGAAAGACUGAGAUUUCAACUGGCAAGAAUCUUGGAUGCUAACCAACAUCUUAAUGCGUUGAUUGACAGUUCAGACAAGGGCUUCCCAACGCACAUGAACUUGGCUGUCCAGCCGCCACCCUACGACAUUCAUCAAAACUCCAUAGUUCAGCGGCUGAAAGAGCAAAACCAUCUCUUAACUGAGGAAGUGAGCCAGAAAAGUGAAGUGAUUGCGCAGCUGGAAAGAGAGAAAGCAGUGCUGAUACGGGAGCUGUUCCAGGCUCGAUCACAGCACAGGGCUGCUGUUGAUGAGACGACUCUCAUGUGAAUGUACAUCUUUCGCUUUACCUGCUUUCUUCAGAGGGCUGUUUGCAGUGAGUGCCUCUCUUGCGAAAGGGCUGAGAGGCGUAAACCAUUGCAUGGGACCUACUGGGACACAUGCAGGCAACAGGGUGACAGCAAGGAUUUCAUUACAAACAAACAAAUCUUUCCUCUUGUCACUGAAGUUAUGCUGAACAUCGCUCUACCUGGAUGCGGGUUUGCUUUGCAGUUGGUUAUACUGGAACAGGUCGGAUAGCAGUGGAGAGAAUCAACUUUUAGAGCAGCCAGUCGUUAAGCCACUGCCAUCAGACUUGUAUCUUUGCAGGUAGCAUACACAGUGCACUUUCACCCUACUUUGCCCUGAACCUCAGUGGCAUUUCUUUGCCCCUGUGUAACAGAGGUGAUUGCAACCUCUACAUGUCGCAUUGAGGCCACCAGUGGCACUAUUGCUUUUCAGGUUACAGUGUGUUGCCAAAUAUGAUAAAAUAUAUCGCUGAGCAUACUGACGUCUACUGUGGAGCAAGAUUGUUUUGUACCACCAGAGCAAAAGUUGUUCCAGCUCCCAUGAUAUUGACACCCACUGUGCUAUUGCAUUAAGCAUUGACGUAUUGCUCAUGCUAUGUGCACACUCACUGCACAAGUUGUGAUUUCCUCCUGGUGUGGGUGCGCUGUAAGGGGAUCUGCAGCACCGAUGCAGCUGUUUCUUUGUCUUCCUCGUCCUCUCAUCAUUUGAUGUCAAUGCUUAGUCCAGCUUGACGCAGCACGUGCAAUACCUGCAAUACUCUACCAGUCAUGAAAGGCCGUACUGCACUGCUUUAUUUUUGUUUGCUGUUGCACAAAUGAAUGUGCUCCACUCUCUCCUUUAUAAAUGGUUGAAAGUGAUGAGUAUUCUGCGUGAUCCACUUGCGUGCUGCUUUAUCCCCUUCAGUCAGGAAUUACAAUCGACUCUCGAUAAAUGUGUGAAAUUCACAUAAUUUUUUGCCAAGGUGCUGGAGAGUCCAUAGAAAGCAAGUCAAGGUGGGGUGAGAAUGACUCUGUGCAUUUUAUAAAGACCCAUCAUAAAAGGUACUAAUUAAUAAUAAUUUAUUGCUACGUUCAUAUGCUUAAUUUAUACUUCGUUUCUUCAUUAGAAAUAUUGAAUGGCUCGGUCGAAUGACAUGCACAGGUUGAUUAUGGGGUGCAAACAUUACAACAAGGGGGGAAAAAAUCUUUUGCAAGUAGUACUAGCAAAACACCCCAUUUCAGUCGUCCCGUCAAACACGGUAGUGCAUUCACCAAAUCAGACGUCUGAAGCAAUACAUCUCACUCAGAAGUGAAAUGGGUGUACUUUAAGAAAACAAUGUUCCUAUUUACUCAAAGUUUAAUGUUCAUUGUCUAUUCUUUGCAACCACUCCACAGUAAUGACAAAAGUAAGUCCUGUCCACAAAUGUGUAUGCCGUGACUUAAGGGGUUAUACAAAGAAAUAUUCUGAUGAACCAAAAUGAGAGGGAGGUCAAAGAGCAGUGCUGCAUCGACCCCUUUAAACGGAAACUGUAACAAUACUUGGAGGAUCACUAAUAUAUGAAACUUAAUUGAGUUGUUUUUUCUGCUGCAGUGAGUUGCCACUGAGCAAUUAUUCGUAUUAUGGAACCUUGUUUACUUCAGCACUAAGAAUGAUCAAUUAUGGCCUCCUUUACUGUAAUCAUUCUGUGUUUCAAUUUAAAAAAAGGACAAUGCAACAAGUGCCACAGAUGUUUACAGACUGCCUGGUAAAUACAGCAAGGUUAUGAAAUGGUAUAACAAAGCACUGACAAGCAUGGCACCCAUCCACAAUGUGCUGCAGAAAGCACAGAAGGGAAACCAUAAAUAGCUUGUCAAGACGCUUAAAGGGACUCUCCAUCAUUUUUCAAGGACUUGCUACUUUGCAGCACAAUGGGAAGCCUGCUGUUUGAAGUGCCUAAAAUGCAGUAGUUUCUCUGGAAAGCAAGCAGAAAUUUUCCAAACAGACGUUUUCUAUCUGCCUAAUCUCCUUGAAACUGUGUAAGUACACCCACAGAACUGAAUAUUGAUCACUAUGGAAUAGCCAUACCGGUAAAAGUGAGGAACUGGAAGCAUAUGGGAGUUUCCACAGGAAUGAUUACUUUGUGCUAAACACUGAAAUACGACCUUAAAGAGACCCAUAAAUAAUUUUUGUCAAGACAUGCACUAGUUGUUUUAACUAGACUAUAGAAG
Dermacentor albipictus is the source of this 4089-nucleotide messenger RNA. Its product is annotated as suppressor APC domain-containing protein 2. The record is from RefSeq and is a predicted model, not a curated record. NCBI's taxonomy places the organism in Eukaryota, Metazoa, Arthropoda, Arachnida, Ixodida, Ixodidae.